Molecule: messenger RNA, 1221 nt
Organism: Ectocarpus siliculosus
Lineage: Eukaryota; Phaeophyceae; Ectocarpales; Ectocarpaceae
Source: the annotation of a GenBank genome assembly
AUGUGGAUCGGAGUUUUCGCCUCGAGAACCAACAUGAACUCCCCAUCCAAGACGAAACAAGAGGGAGCGGCGGCCGUGUAUUACUCCAGCUGUGUCAUCACCAUGGCGGAGAAAGGGACGUGUCACCUACCCCUGGCGUUCAUACCUGACGGAGCCCUGGCGAUUGUCUUUUCCUUUGUAGCUGUCAACGAUUUGCUCUCUGCGAACAAGGUGUGCCGAGAUUGGGUAUUGGAUGGAACAAGGGUGGACCUGUGGGCUUCGCUCGGCAAGAUCUUUGAAGUGGCGAUGCCCGUCUCCCUAGGGCCUCAGACUAGCCAACGAGCGGCCGGUUCGACCGGAGCGACCGCAGGUGGAGGUAGAGGGAAACGCGUUUUAAGAUCCGGCGCUAACGCGAAGCGGACGUUCUUGAAGUCUUAUGCCGCGGCGGUCAAGAGCGACAGGCUAAAGCACGACUCGACGCUGUCGGAGGCCUACACCCUCUUCCGCAUGAAAGACUCCGUGAUGAGGCUGCGCACUCUGCUGCGUCGCAGGUGGGGGCUAACGUUCCACCCCUCCUCGAAGCCCGACCAAAACAAGAGGAUCGAGAACUACGAAAGCAGCAGCAACAGCAGCAGCGGCGGCAGCAGCAGCAGUAGCGGGGAACUUGGCCUUUUUUUCCCCACGGCAACUGCAACGAGCAACUGCCUUUCUGGAACAGCGGCAACUCUCAAAGCCCGCACCAAUGCCGGGGCUGACAAAGACAGAGCGAGGGGCACGUGGAGCGGAAAGGCGAGGUGGUCGUUCAACGUGGACCACAGGCACGGAAUAUUUGAGGGAAACACUCUCCUUAAUUUCGCUGUCCGCUGCGGCAGAAGGAAGUGCGUGGAGUUCAUCCUGUGGCAAAUGGGCGCCGACACCGAGAUCGCCGACUACGGCGGUUUCACUCCCUUGCUCAACACAGCAUGGAGAGGCGAUGCCCCUCUCCUCAAGACCCUCCUCGCAGCGGGCGCUCGACUUGACGUGAAAGGCGUGUCUCGCGGGGUGGGGCCUUUCAGUCCCCUCGAAUGGGCUGAACGCAAGAACCGCCCGGUGACAGCGGCUUUUCUACGGAGCCUUGAGGCACGAGAAGAAGAGGGGGGGAGUGCUGAAGGAGCAGGACCAGGGCGAGGCAACAACGGUAAAUCCAAGGUGAAGGCGCCGAAGGAACCGACGCACUCGGACGUCCGUGUGGGGGCACCAUAG